AUGUGCUUCUACCGCGGAACCGUCUACAGCUGCAAGCACAGCGAGUUCGGUAAGAAGGUCUCCGACUGCAAGGCCCAGCGGGACUUUCUCGACAGCACCGACAAGGAGAAUAACGCGUGCACUGAACGUCGGAUCCAUUCGAUGAACCGCGUCCGCGAUGACUCCAGGUGCAGAAAGUGCCAGCGCCUCGACGCACUCAGGACCCGCACUAGAAAAACCUUCUUGAGCCUCCGGGAAAACCUGGAGAAGCGCAGGACAACUUCUGAAAAGCCUGCAACAGAGAUUGGCGAGUCUUCUAGUGGCAUCUCAUCUUCUGGGCAUGCCUCGGGGGAUGUUGUCCCAUAUGUGAAGCAUGGAUCCUCCGCUGAGCUUGUUGGAGAGGCCUGGACGUCAGACAACACCUUGGAUGAUGUCCCUUGUUCCAGUAGAUCCAAUACUUGUGAGCUUUCGAGGAAGCUAGAUGCUUCUGGAAAGUCCAAGGAUAGAGCUUUCAAGCUUGACGCGACGAUAUUUGAGCAUGACAUGGCUUCAAAGUGCGCGUCUUCUUCUGGUGUGUUCGACGACGUCAAAUCUCCGGAUCAUGAUGGCCCUUGUGUAGAUUCGAAGCAGAACCAGCUAUCAGUUUCUCACUCGCUACUACUUGAGAAAGAAGAAAAGGAGUAG
This is a messenger RNA of Colletotrichum higginsianum IMI 349063, 663 nucleotides long. RefSeq lists its product as uncharacterized. Lineage: Eukaryota; Fungi; Ascomycota; Sordariomycetes; Glomerellales; Glomerellaceae. The record is from RefSeq and is a predicted model, not a curated record. The transcript has a single exon. The coding region runs from base 1 to 663 and encodes 220 amino acids.